AUGGUUCUUCCUCAGAGCUUUGACCAUGGCGAGCCAGAAACCGUUGAUUUUUCAGAAACGCCGCGUUUCAGCGACGACCUUGGCUCUGCUUGCUCCACGCCGUUCGUCAGCGCUCCGUCUAGUCCCGGUCGUGGUCCACCGCCGGGUUAUUUCUUCAGCGCACCGUCGAGUCCGAUGCAUUUCUUCCUCUGCUCUGCUUCUUCAUCGGAGAAUCCAAAGCUCGACUCGCCGUCGUCCGGCGACUUCGAAUUUGAUUUCUCGUCUCGGUUGUCUUCGAGCAGUGGUCCGCUGGGCACUGUAUCAAUGACCUCCGCGGAAGAGCUCUUCGCCAACGGUCAGAUCAAGCCGAUGAAGCUCUCCUCGCAUCUUCAACGGCCUCAGAUCUUAGCUCCGCUUCUAGAUCUGGAAACCGAGGAGGACGACGACGAAGAGCCGAAACCAGACGGUGAUGUGAUUAGGCGUGGGAGAGAUCUGAAGCUGAGAAGCAGAUCUGUUCACCGAAAAGCAAGAUCUCUCUCUCCGCUCCGAAACGCAGCGUAUCAGUGGACCGAAGAGGAAGAAGAAGUCGCCGGAGAGAGACAAGUGAAGGAGUGUAUACGGAAGCUACAGAACGACUACGAAGAGGGAGAGAAGAGUAAUGAUAACGUGCCGUCAUCUGAAACGACGCCGUCUUGUUCUGCUUCGUCUUCACGAUCGUCUUCUUACGGUAGAAACUCUAAGAAGUGGAUAUUCCUUAAGGAUCUGCUUCAUCGUAGCAAGAGCGAAGGAAGAGGUAACGCGAAGGAGAAGUUCUGGUCCAACAUUUCAUUCUCUCCUUCCAACUUCAAAGAGAAGAAACUCAAAUCUCAACCUCUCACCGUCUCAAAGGAAGAGAAACCGAUUGCGGAAACAGAGAAGCUGAAGCAGAAACAACCACCGGCGAAAAAAGCUCCGAUCGCCGGAAAACCGACCAAUGGGAUAGCGAAACGGAGAGGAUUACAGCCGUCGGCUCACGAGCUGCAUUACACAACGAACAGAGCUCAAGCAGAGGAGAUGAAGAAGAGGACGUAUUUGCCAUACAGGCAUGGACUCUUCGGCUGUUUAGGGUUUAGUUCCAAAGGCUACAGCGCCUUGAACGGUUUAGCUCGCAGCUUAAACCCGGUCUCAUCCGGUUAA
Microthlaspi erraticum is the source of this 1155-nucleotide messenger RNA. Lineage: Eukaryota; Viridiplantae; Streptophyta; Magnoliopsida; Brassicales; Brassicaceae. The record is from the annotation of a GenBank genome assembly.